AUGCCGCAAUUCAAGACAAGCAGCAUCACGAGCAUCCCUGCGUCAGCCGAAGACGAGUCACCACAGGUGCCUCGUCCAUCGCGACGAGUCUCCGUUCCCGAUUCCGUUGAUGAGAGCGUUCAGCAGGCUCGAGGAGCAGUGAGGAGGGCGAUGGAAGCAGGCCAUCAACGCUUGAUGCUGGACCUGCUCUUGCCGCUCAUCGGCCCUUCACUCCUGGACGACUGGCCAGGAGGCAUUCAGCAGCAGCUGCAGGCGGCCAUUCCUCUGGUGGAAUCGCUGCUGACAGGGCUGGUGGACGGUGGGGAGUUGUACACGCGGCGGGUGAUAGAUGAGGAUGAGGCAGUGGUGGCGUGGGAGAGCAAAACGGUUGCACUUGUGCUCUUCCCAACAGCCGAGCGCCUGCCAGCUGUGAUGGAGCUGGCCAAUAGUGAGCCUGGACGCACGCUGCUGCUUAUGAAUCCUCAGUGGCAGCCAGGCCAGGUGGUCUCAGAUUUUGGAUUUGGAAGCAAGCGCAAGCAGGCAGAAGAGUUUCUAGACACCUUCCUUACUGCCUACAGUCUGAAGCGCAACCGCAUUCGCUCCUACGACGUCACUAUCGUCAAGUGCUUCCCGGGCGAUUGGCAGGUCUACAUGUCUGGUGACAGUGAUAGUGGAUCGGAUAGCUCUUUCCCAACAUAUGAGAUGAUUGGGACUGUGGAGAAUCGGCCAGGUUAUCGUGACCUUGAAGCGAUGGUGCAAAAAAAGAGCAGUCAAGGGAGCGACUCAGGUGGCUGGUUCGGGCGCAUCGCCAAGGAGAUUGAGUUUCUGAAGCGUUCCAAGUGA
Molecule: messenger RNA, 822 nt
Organism: Closterium sp. Yama58-4
Lineage: Eukaryota; Viridiplantae; Streptophyta; Zygnematophyceae; Desmidiales; Closteriaceae
Source: the annotation of a GenBank genome assembly